Sodiomyces alkalinus F11 is the source of this 1013-nucleotide messenger RNA. RefSeq lists its product as hypothetical. The record is from RefSeq and is a predicted model, not a curated record. NCBI's taxonomy places the organism in Eukaryota, Fungi, Ascomycota, Sordariomycetes, Glomerellales, Plectosphaerellaceae. The transcript has a single exon. The coding region runs from base 252 to 782 and encodes 176 amino acids.
GAAGAAACAAAAGAGAUAUCUCAUUGCCAGGAUGAGAAAUCCCGACGCAAACUUCUCGCAGCACAAGGCAGGGAGGGACCUUAUUUAAGAGCCGCAGCCACUGUCCGUCCAGACCAUGCCCCAUCUCUUCAUCUUCAGGCAUUACUCCCCCCCCCGGUUCUUUGCAGAGGGAAGAGACGACAACGCACUAGAUACACUUGAUACCGACCAUGGCCUCCUCACGCAACGAAACCCGGCAAGCUGACACCAAGAUGCCCCCCCGCCAGGACGGAGAACAAAAACAACCCAACCCCUCGGCAGAACACACCUACUUCUUCUACGGCUCCCUCAUGGACCCCCUGACCUUCCAGGGCGUCACCCUGGCCCCCGAUCUUCCGGAAUACCGCGACGCCUGGAUCGAAGGCUACGAAGUGAAGAUGUGGGGUCCAUACCCUGCCUUGCGUGCCGUCUCCCAGGGAGCCAGCAAUAAUAGCAAUAGCAGCAGCAGCAGCAGCAGCAACAUCCCGGCCACUCCCCCCCCUUUCUCCGACGCAAAGCAGCCCAGGGUCGUCGGCAAGGUCUGGGUCGAUUCCUCCCGCGACCCGGACAUCUUCCGCCGGCUACAGAGAUACGAGACGGACAGCUACGAGGCGCGCAUCGUGACCGUCCACUUUUCGGACGGGAAACCCGCUCCCAUCCAGGCGCGUGCCUUUGUGUGGGCGGGCGAACAGUCGGCUCUGCGAGACGGAGAGUUCGAUUUAAAGCUGUACCAGGGCGUUUUGGGCGGGCCUUCUUCUCUGUAGCUGCGGUUUUAAUCUCGUUGCCGGGGAAGCGCCGAGAAUCGGCGUGUCCUCGGUGCUUGUUUGACGGAAAUUUGACUUGGGAAUCCGGGCGGAGGAGUCUCGGCUCGAGGGUCCCAGGAGCCUGUCAAGUGCGGCGGAAGAGUUCGAUCUCACAACGGGUCUUCAGAGCCGUAAGAAACACUUAAAUAGACUGGACUGAUGCAAUUUUCCAUACUGAGACAAUCCCCCCAC